Lolium rigidum is the source of this 2172-nucleotide messenger RNA. Its product is annotated as probable serine/threonine-protein kinase At1g54610. Gene Ontology annotation, biological process: protein phosphorylation; positive regulation of transcription elongation by RNA polymerase II. The coding region runs from base 1 to 1674 and encodes 557 amino acids. The record is from RefSeq and is a predicted model, not a curated record. Gene Ontology annotation, molecular function: RNA polymerase II CTD heptapeptide repeat kinase activity; cyclin-dependent protein serine/threonine kinase activity; ATP binding. NCBI's taxonomy places the organism in Eukaryota, Viridiplantae, Streptophyta, Magnoliopsida, Poales, Poaceae. The transcript is spliced from 7 exons. Gene Ontology annotation, cellular component: nucleus; cyclin-dependent protein kinase holoenzyme complex.
AUGGGCUGCGUCCACGGCCGCCCCUCCGCCGCCCCUACACCCGACCGACCGCCUCCCCAGCCCAAGCCCGACCAGGCUGCUCCGCAAGAGACCGAGAAGGCCGGCCAGCCUGGCCCUGCCCCGGCCGCCGCAGCGCCGGUGGCCGAGAAGCCGUCCCGGAAGGAGAGGCGCUCCCGGUCGUCGCGCUCGGUCGCCGAGGCCCGCCUCGGCGGCAGUUUCGCCAACAGGGCGCGCGGGGAGCAGGUCGCCGCCGGCUGGCCCGCCUGGCUCUCCGCCGUCGCUGGCGAGGCCAUCGACGGCUGGACCCCGCGCCGGGCCGACUCAUUCGAGAAGAUCGACAAGAUCGGGCAGGGCACCUACAGCAACGUGUACAAGGCGCGGGACACCCUGAGCGGCAAGAUCGUGGCGCUCAAGAAGGUGCGCUUCGACAACCUCGAGCCCGAGAGCGUCCGCUUCAUGGCCCGCGAGAUCCUCAUCCUCCGCCGCCUCGACCACCCAAGCGUCAUCAAGAUCGACGGCCUCGUCACAUCCCGCAUGUCCUGCAGCCUCUACCUCGUCUUCGAGUACAUGGAGCACGACCUUGCGGGGCUCGUCGCCAGUCCAGAUAUCAAGUUCACCGAGCCACAGGUUAAGUGCUACAUGAACCAGCUCUUGUCCGGUCUGGAGCACUGCCAUGACCGUGGGGUGCUGCACCGCGAUAUCAAGGGCUCCAACCUGCUUUUGGAUAACAAUGGCAUGUUGAAGAUUGCAGAUUUCGGUCUGGCCUCCUUCUUUGAUCCCAGCCGGAAGCAGCCAAUGACAAGCAGGGUUGUCACACUAUGGUACCGCCCACCAGAGUUGCUUUUGGGCGCCACCGAUUAUGGUGUGGGUGUGGACCUAUGGAGUGCAGGAUGUAUUCUUGCCGAAUUGUUGGCUGGGAGGCCUAUUAUGCCAGGCCGAACAGAGGUGGAACAGCUGCACAAAAUUUUUAAGCUGUGUGGCUCCCCCACAGAAGAAUAUUGGAAAAAGUCGAAGUUGCCUCAUGCAACAAUAUUUAAGCCUCAGCAGCCAUACAAAAGGCGAAUAACAGAUACAUUCAAAGAUUUUCCACAAUCAGCACUGCGGUUGAUUGAAACACUACUUGCAAUUGAUCCGGCUGAUCGUUUAACAGCGUCCUCUGCAUUAAGAAGUGAUUUCUUUACAACUGAACCUUAUGCUUGUGAACCAUCAAGUCUCCCAACAUAUCCCCCAACCAAAGAAAUGGAUGCAAAACGAAGAGAUGAAGAAGCCAGACGUUCAAGAGCUGCUGGUGGUAAGGCUAAUGGUGAUGGAACAAACAAGGCAAGGACACGUGAUCGACCUAGAGGUGUUCCAGCUCCAGAGGCAAAUGCCGAGCUUCAAGUAAAUAUCGAUAAAAGAAGGUUAGUAAGUCAUGCAAAUGCGAAAAGCAAGAGCGAGAAGUUUCCUCCCCCACAUCAGGAUGGUGCGGUUGGUUUCCCUUUGGGCUCUUCAAAUCAAAUGGACCCACUAUAUGAACCCCCAGAUCCAACUUCAUUCAGCACUGUUUUUGCUCACGAGAAAAGCUCUGUGCCUACUUGGUCCGGGCCAUUGGUCAAUUCUUCCGCAGUUGGGAACCAAAAGCGGAAACACAAGUCCCGCUCAUCAAAACAACCGGCGACUGCCCGUGCUCGGUGACAUACCAAGAAGUGGUAUUCUUAGAGAAAACGAGUCUUCAAUAUGGAGAUAUACUCUGCGGCAUUGCCUGCACAAUGCUUGGCAAACAAGGCAUGUGAUGAUAAAUUAAUUUGUCGCUUCCUAAAUUAUUUUGUUGCACCUUUUUUCACGCGGACCAUCACUGUAUAGAGUGGGGAAGGAACUCAAGUAGUUAUCUGUGUACAUUAGGUUCUCCUUUUCUGUUCUUAUAAGCAGGUGCAUUGAUGUUAGAUUCAUUUGAGUGGAAGCUUAGAUCUCUAGCAUUUCAGGACAUUCCCUCCAUUGUAACACCUUUUUUUUUACAAUUGAACUUAUAUAAUCAUUUCUCAAUUCCAGUUGUACUUCUAUUUGCCAAAGAAGUUGUAAUACUGAACUGGUGUUUUCAGAGAAGAGUUGUAUGAGAUACCUGUGAUUUUUCCGUUGUAAUUUACCUAAGAGCACUCCGUUUUGGGAGGAUCUCAUUCGAAAGUUUAUCACUUA